Molecule: messenger RNA, 925 nt
Organism: Orussus abietinus
Lineage: Eukaryota; Metazoa; Arthropoda; Insecta; Hymenoptera; Orussidae
Gene: Pfdn4
Product: prefoldin subunit 4
Exons: 4
Coding region: 211-639 (142 amino acids)
Biological process (GO): protein folding
Cellular component (GO): cytoplasm; prefoldin complex
Source: RefSeq, a predicted model, not a curated record
CAUAACGUGAAUUCAACUAUAGUACCGACUUCAUUUUCCCCGCAAUUGUGUUACGUCUUUUUUCCAGUACAUGCCAUGUUUGUUCAUUCAACACAUGUUCUGUAUAUCGCAUGUAGUUAAAAUACAUCCUGGGUUAUUUUGGAACCCGACAGAAGAUUUUUAUCGAAUGAAAGAUAAGUAAAGAAUUAAAACUAUUCAAAACAAGAAAUUAUGGCAACUAGUAAAAAUCCUCAAGCAGUAUUCCCACCGGGUUCCGAUGUUUAUGAUGUUCCGAUCAUCAUCACUUUUGAGGAUCAGCAGAAGAUCAAUAGAUUUGCACGGCUAAACGCCAAGUUGGAGGAUUACAAGGAAGAGAUUAAAAUCAAACAAAAUAGCAUAAAAAACCUAGAUGAUGCUUCCGAUGAAUUAGCUCUUCUAGAUGACGCCGUCAAGAUCCCUUAUCAGUUCGGGGAAGUAUUUGUAGCUCAUAAUCUGGAAAAGACACAGCAUUGUCUUGAAGCAGCCAAAGAGAAAAAACAAGCUGAAAUUACUGAAUUAGACAAGAAAUGUGCAAGCUUGAAGUCAGUAAUGUCCGAAUUAAAAACACAACUUUAUGCGAAGUUUGGCGAUCACAUCAACUUGGAAGCAGAUGAUAAUUGAUGAAUGAAUCAUCAAGCAUUUGAUAUGCAUUAAUUAAUUACACUAACGUCAUUAACGAGUAUGCCCACAUUUAUUUAAAGUUAAUGUCAAUGCCUUACGAUGACAAAAUUAUACAGAGUUCAAUGGUGCAUUCACCAUCGGUCAUCGAAUCAUUAGUGUUAUUCUCCAGUGAAUGAUUCUUACAAGUACAUACUUUGCAUAAUUAUUUGUAAUCGCUUUUCAUACACUACUGUAAAUGAUCUGGAGACACGCGAGACUGAUCAAUAAAUUUUCGUUAACAUUUUAA